Messenger RNA from Ostertagia ostertagi, 591 nucleotides. The record is from the annotation of a GenBank genome assembly. Lineage: Eukaryota; Metazoa; Nematoda; Chromadorea; Rhabditida; Trichostrongylidae.
GCAAAUAGCGAUAUACGACAACAAGGAAAACCAACCACUUCGGAUGAAACGUUGAAUGCCAUCAACGAGAGUUUAUCCCUUCUCCUGAGUGGUCAACAGCGAAUUGGUUCACGGAUCGAUAACCUGAAAAAGGAGCAGGAGCUGAACAAGAACCAUCUCGAAGAAGCCCUAAAAAGCGUGAUCGUCCAGUUGAAAGCAGAAUUGGCAGGAAAAUCACAAGAGCAGUCAGAGAAAUUGGAAAAGCUUAGACUGAAGCAGGACCAUCUCUACGAGGACUUCAAUCUUCUCAAUGAUCGCCUUGAUGAAAUGGAAAUGCUGGUGUCGAAGCUAAUGCGAGAGACUGAGCCUACAGAAAUCCUGCUUCGAGUGCCCGAGGUCCACAAACCAGCCACAAUUGAAGAACUUUCUGACAAUGGAGAAUCAUUGCACAGUGUUCUGUCCAUCUCUUCGGGAUCUGUUGCAGAAGGACCUGAAGGUGUUGUGAAGAAAUCUCGAAAACCCUCGCAGGCGUUUAUCUUCACACAACGUCCAGCGGAACGUGCUGUGAAGAAGGAUGUUGAACAAGAGCAUGUUGAAAUUACCCACCUUUGA